This is a messenger RNA of Cavia porcellus (domestic guinea pig), 715 nucleotides long. RefSeq lists its product as uncharacterized. The transcript is spliced from 2 exons. The record is from RefSeq and is a predicted model, not a curated record. The coding region runs from base 64 to 696 and encodes 210 amino acids. Lineage: Eukaryota; Metazoa; Chordata; Mammalia; Rodentia; Caviidae.
GUGAACAUAGAAGAAACAAAAAUAGGAAGCUGCCCUAAGGUUCAGAGGUCCAAAGCCUUAGCCAUGACAGAGGAAGGUCGCCAAAUACAGGGCAACUGGGUGCUUACUUGGGUAAACCCCCAGAAGCCCAUCAACAGGCUGGAUGAACCCGAAAACACCUCUGAGUCGGAGGAGGAGGCAGAGAGCUUGGUGGAGUCCGAGUACCAGGAAGGAGAUCAUAGGCAGAGGGUCAUUGACCAAGUGUUUUCCAUGUGGGACCAGAAUUACAACACACCCCAGAUUCACAGCAGACACCACAGUCAUCGCAGUCAUCACAGGCAUGGCAGACACCACAGCCAUGGCAGACACCAUAGUCAUGGCAGACACCAUCAUGGCAGACACCAUAGUCAUGGCAGACAUCAUAGUCAUGGCGGACACCACAGUCAUGGCAGACACCAUAGUCACAAGAGACACCAGAAGCACUCUCUGUUGAUGCUGUAUGAAAGGGCAAAGAAGAGGAGGGAAGAAGACAGCGAAGAUGAAGAGAGGCCUGUGACUGAGCUUCAGGAGCCACCUUCUGAGGUCACAGUGGAGGAGGCCAGGCUCCCCGGAGCCCUGCCCUGCAGAAAUCCAGGAACUGUGGAGAAGACAACCUCAGGAGGAAGACUGAGUACAAGAGCAAUCCAGGAAGUAAGAAGAGCAGUCGGGUGGAUGUGACCCAGACCAACUCUAAACA